AUGCCCAAGAAGCACACGCCCUCGUACACUACCGCGAAACCAUCCUAUGUUCACCCUUCGCUGCAGAGCUCCCGCUCAACCUCGUCUUCGUCCUCGACCGCAGAAUCCCAGACGGUCAACCAGCGCAUACAACAGCUCCGUCGCGAACAGGCUCCGCGAGCAACCCCGCAACAACGAGAUGAACUCACCUUGGUAGUAAGCAACCGCACCGUUCCGCCGGAACUGCGGCGCAUUCUGCACAUACCCGAAGUUAACGCUCCCAAACCAAAGGCCAACUCGAGGAUGCGCCGCGCCAACGGAGGUCCCAGACCACCACCGGGGCCCGCAGCUCCCACAAGCUGGUUGCAGACGAGCCGCCACGGUACUGUGCUCGGAAGAAAGAAGGCGGGACAGGUCAAGGAGAGCGUUGCUCGGUUUGGCACAUUGGCUCGAGUCACGGACGAGGGAAGAAAGCGCCUACCGCACCCUCGAAGCCUUGCCCACCAAUGCCUACGGACUUUUGCGCUGCACUGGCAGGGGCUUUCCGAAUACGAGCAACAUUAUAUUCCGUCGCUACCGGCAUCGCUUAAGGAGUCUUUGCUGAGCUACCUGACCGUGUACGGGGAGCCAGGAUGGGUAGAUUUCAAAUCGUUAAAGAUACUAUUUCAGAAUGAAGACGGGGGAACAGCAGGCUGUGAAGAGGUACAAAUUUUGGACCUGUCCAGGCUGUUGAGUGAAAACUUGACGCUCCACGAUGUUGGAAAGUGCCUCAAGCGACCAAACGUGACGGCGCCAGUCCAUGUCAGCAUUGAAGUACGUAGUGUAACGGACGAGCUGGCCGAAUCGUGGGAAGAAGAAGCAGAUGAAGGACCAUUAGCUCCCCUAAUACCAGCUGCGAAGCUCCACGUACCGCUCUUUGUGAACCUCAGUCGACUAUCUCUUGCCAACCCCGGGCCAUGGGCGUCUUGGCCAGAACUACUCCGCAUCUCACCGAACCUCAACAAGAUCACACACUUGUCGCUCGCCCACUGGCCUCGGCCGUCGAUGACGCCGAACGCAAAGACGACAUCGAUGAUCUCGCGACACACGAGCGUCUCGCUAGGCGGGUCCGACUUCUACUCUGACCUCGACGACGACUGGCACGAAGCCACCAACAUCAUGCGGCGCUUCUCCAAAGACACGUACUCGCUACAGUGGUUAGACCUGGAAGGGUGCUUCUGGCUCAAAGCACUGACGUCCCACGGUGGCAGGUCUGGCGUCGACGCUGGCCUCAGCACCGAGGAAUGGAGCACGCAAGAGGGAAUCCCCGGUCCGGACUGGAACGACUCGUGGCGGCGCAUCACUUACGUUAAUGUUUUCCAAGGCUGGAUCCCGAGUGAUAGUCAGAGUCUGCAGAAUAUGCCUGCAGGCAUUGUGCCUGUGCAAUUGCUCCGGUGGCUGCGCGAGAAUAAAGACAAAGAACAUGUCAAGUGGCGACUGAAUAGUCAGGAAUCUGGGCAUGCGGUUGCCGAGUGGGUGAAUCGCGAAAAGGUGGCGCGGAUUGUGGCCAUGGAUAUCCAGGCGGUGCGUAAACGCGGAGAAGGGGCGUGGUGUGUAGUUGAUUUUGGAUGGGGGGGUUCGGGGGUCAAGAUGGCAUAG
Bipolaris zeicola 26-R-13 is the source of this 1617-nucleotide messenger RNA. RefSeq lists its product as uncharacterized. The record is from RefSeq and is a predicted model, not a curated record. Bases 1 to 1617 code for a protein of 538 amino acids. NCBI's taxonomy places the organism in Eukaryota, Fungi, Ascomycota, Dothideomycetes, Pleosporales, Pleosporaceae. The transcript has 2 exons.